GGUGUGGUGUAUUGAUGGUGUGGUGUAUUGAUGGGAUGGUGUAUUGGUGGGAUGGUGUAUUGGUGGUGUGGUGUAUUGGUGGGAUGGUGUAUUGGUGGGAUGGUGUAUUGAUGGUGUGGUGUAUUGAUGGGAUGGUGUAUUGAUGGUGUGGUGUAUUGAUGGGAUGGUGUAUUGACGGUGUGGUGUAUUGAUGGGAUGGUGUAUUGGUGGGAUGGUGUAUUGGUGGGAUGGUGUAUUGGUGGUGUGGUGUAUUGGUGGGAUGGUGUAUUGGUGGGAUGGUGUAUUGAUGGGAUGGUGUAUUGAUGGUGUGGUGUAUUGGUGGGAUGGUGUAUUGAUGGUGUGGUGUAUUGGUGGUGUGGUGUAUUGAUGGUGUGGUGUAUUGAUGGUGUGCUGUAUUGAUGGGAUGGUGUAUUGACGGUGUGGUGUAUUGACGGGAUGGUGUAUUGGUGGGAUGGUGUAUUGGUGGGAUGGUGUAUUGACGGUGUGGUGUAUUGGUGGGAUGGUGUAUUGAUGGUGUGGUGUAUUGGUGGUGUGGUGUAUUGAUGGUGUGGUGUAUUGGUGGGAUGGUGUAUUGAUGGGAUGGUGUAUUGGUGGGAUGGUGUAUUGACGGGAUGGUGUAUUGACGGUGUGGUGUAUUGACGGUGUGGUGUAUUGACGGGAUGGUGUAUUGAUGGUGUGGUGUAUUGAUGGCAUGGUGAUGUAUUUUCUUUUGAAAUAUGAAGUCCCUGAUUUACACAACAGCCAAUAGUGUUGGAGAUACGCCAUGCCACACCCCCACUUAAUCUAAACAAACCUGACAGAAGAUUAAUGAGCUAGCUAAAUAUGGUGAGCAGUGAAGCGUUUAUAACCAGAGAGUUUUUUCCAGCUGUGGAGGAUUUCUCAGCCCCGCCUUCAGCCACGCCCCCACACCUGUCCACUUUAACGAGGUCGGCUUUAAUCUUAGAUAAUGAGACAGUGUGAGAUUUUGGAGUUUUGGGGUAUGUGUUUGAGGCGAGGUCGAGGGUAAGCGUUGCCGAUGGUGACAGAGCCACAGGGUCGUCACCGGGAGACAUCUGACGCAUCUGAGUGGGAGAAAAAUAAUAUUACUGACUCUUACUGAUGGAGGUGGGGUGUAAAGGAAUCACGCUUAUCUCCAAAACUACUAUUUCCUUUUUUUUCUUUUUUCUUUUUUCUUUUUUUGUGGAUAUUUUGUUGUGUUGGUGUCCAUAAAACCAAAAAGCUUUGAAACACAUUUUUUUUAAUUUCAGGGUCACGCGCUUGUGACCCUUUUGGGGUUCCACAGUGGAUCAGAACGUCUCCACGUGCUCUGGCGGAACCGACCAAUCACAGAGCAGAACUCUUUCGCAAGCGCUGGAGGAGCCGGCCAAUCCCACAGCGGAAGUCUUCUCACGAGCGCUUCUUGGGUUGUCCAAUACGCAGCGUGUCAGACCUGAGGCAAGGGCGGGGCGUCGCAGUGGGCGUGGUUUGGGAGGAAAGCCGAAACAAGGCGUGUAUAGCCGGUUGUAGAGACACGGCGCGCGCUCAGGUUUCUCCGCCUCCGUCUGCAGCUGUUUCAUGAGCGCUAGAGGAGACACACCGCUGCGGAAACGUGUGAGAGAACCUCUGAGAGAACCCAGAAGAUCCUGAUCCUCUCACCUGAGCUCCCGGCGCACGAGCCUCACAAAGAUGACAUGGCGUCCUCAGUACCGCAGCUCAAAGUUCCGUCAUGUGUUCGGUAAAGCCGCCACUAAGGAGAACUGCUACGAUGGAGUGCCAAUCACCUGCAGUGUCCAUGACAACCAGCUCUGCGCCGUCAACCCGCGAUUCCUCGCCGUCAUCACGGAGUGUGCAGGGGGCGGAGCUUUCCUCGUCCUCUCCAUCAGUCAUACAGGGAAAUUGGACCCCCAUCACCCAAGGAUCUCUGGUCACAGAGGGAACGUUCUGGACGUCAAGUGGAAUCCGUUCAACGAUUUCUGCAUAGCUUCCUGUUCAGAGGACGCGACGGUGAAAGUGUGGGAUAUUCCUAAACAUGGUGUUUUGAAGAACAUCACAAUUCCAUGGAAGGAGCUUCAGGGUCACUCACGCCGAGUCGGACUCAUCGAGUGGCAUCCAACCGCCAGUAACAUCCUGUUCAGUACAGGCUAUGACUACCAGGUGAUGGUGUGGAACCUGAACUCACCUGAGCAGGUGAUUAAGAAUCCGGUGCGUUCCAUCAGCAUUCACACAGAUGUGGUUCUCUCCAUGUCCUUUAACACAGACGGCAGUCGCAUAGCCACGUCGUGUAAAGACAAGAAGAUCCGCAUCAUCGACCCGCGCACAGGAACACUGCUGCAGGAGACCAGCACAAAGAUACACAGAGCCAGUAAAGUGAUGUUUCUGGGGAAUCUGAAGAUGCUGCUGUCGACGGGGAACUCUCGCUGGAACCAUCGGCAGAUUGCCCUGUGGGAUCAGGAGGACCUCUCCCAGCCAUCGUUUCAGGAAGACCUGGAUGGCUCCUCGGGUGUGUUGUUCCCUUUUUACGACCCUGACACACACAUGCUUUACAUAGCUGGCAAAGGAGAUGGAAAUAUCCGAUAUUAUGAAAUCAGCUCGGAGAAACCAUAUGUGCACUACCUGACUGAAUAUCGCUCUCUCCUCCCACAGAAAGGAAUGGGUGUGAUGCCGAAGCGAGGGCUGGAUGUUUGCUCCUGUGAGGUUUUCAGGUUUUACAGACUGGUGACCACAAAGAGUCUCAUCGAGCCACUGUCCAUGAUCGUCCCACGCAGGUCUGAAUCCUAUCAGGAGGAUAUUUACCCGAUGACGGCUGGGAAGGAAGCAGCCAUGACAGCGGAGGAGUGGCUGAGUGGCAUGGACAAAGGGCCAGUGCUGGUGUCCCUGAAGCCGGGCGUGGCCACUAAGGUGGAGCUGGAUGAGGAUGAGGAACCGGUGAAAGCUCCGAGUGUUCAAUUAGACACCCGACGGUCUCAGAGUCGACCUGGUCUUCAGCAGCUUACCUUCGCUGAACGCCAGAGGAACAUGGAUGAGGAAAGACAGGAAGUGAAGAAAGAGGACAGGAAGGAACAGAACUUCUCUGAGACCAUUGCUAAUGGACAGCGAGACAUCACACUCUGCUCACCGCCUAAAACUGAAAACGAGCUCUUGCAGCUAUAUUAUAAGCAACAGGAGGAGAUCCGGCGGCUCCGUGAGCUUCUCGGUCAGAGAGACGUUCGGAUAAAGCAGCUCGAGCUCGAGAUAAAAAAUGUCAGGAACUCCCGCUGAGGAGGGGGAUAUACACACACACACACACACACACACACACACACACACACACACACAGAGGACCUCAAGCUGCCUAAACCUGCUUUAAUCAUGGAACACUGCGUCACUUUUGUACAGCUUUGUGCGUAAAUGUGGCUUCAUUUAGUUUCGCUUUGUUUUGUUUUUUUUACGCCUCACAGCUAUGCAAGGUUAUUUUUAAUCAUUUUUAUUUUGGAAAAAAGGAAUGAUGUGCCUGUCUUAGAUAAUGCGUUCAGGUGUUUUAUGUCUGCGAGCGUGCGCGUGUGUGCGCGUGUGUGCGUGUGUGUGUGCGCGUGUGUGCGUAUGUGUGUGUGCGUGUGUGUGUGUGUGUGUGUAUUAAUCUCCAGGUAAGACAUGAUGAUGAUGAUGAUACACUGUAUGAAUGUGUGUGUGAGUGAAAGUGCUGUAUGAUAAAGUUACGGGUAUCUCACAGCGACACGCUUUACUUCUCUCUUAUUUAUUUUCUUGUGUUCCGCUUUAUGUAUUAACUCUUCUUUUGUUUUUUUUAAAAGCCAGUAACCAAAAAAAGAGCAAAAGAUAAUUAAGAAGCCUGGAACUGUAGCUGAAGAUGUGAUGAUUGUUGUGAAAGAGCAGCGCAGGGUUUAGGAUGGUCUUCUCACAGCGCUGAGCUGCGCUCGCUUUUUCUCAAACUUGCUUUAAUUCAACACACUGCCGUUUUAGAAAAGAAUCUAAUAAAAUAAUAUAUGUAAAAUAUUUUAAACCAUGACCAACACUUCCAGUAUACAUGUCCGUGAUCCUGCAAUAAUGUUUUAAUAAUUCUAUUAAUAAUGUUAUGUUUUCACGUGUUUUCACGUGUUUUCACGUGCUCUGAUGGUUAUAUUACACUGGAUUCUGUUUUUAAAACAUCACUUUUCUCUUAACUGGAUUUUUUUUUACUACACAUUUACUUAUUUUUAUUUUGAUUAGCUCCAUUAAUAUUUGUAUCCAUUUUUAGUUCACUGUUUGGAUAUGAAUAAGAAUUUAGACUGGAUUUAUGGCUUGUGUAUAACGAGGGAACACACGUUUAGGAUUUCUUUUUUUAAGUAAUUUUCAGUUGAUCACCAUGUUUCCCACAACUGCGAGAGAGAUUCACUUUAAUCUCUCUCUCUCUCUCUCUCUCUCUCUCUCUCUCUCUCUCUCUCUCUCUCUCAGGUUACUGUAUCACCUGUUUUAUUAGCACAUCUUCACUCUGGUCUAAAGUUUAUUAAUAACAGCUUUAUAAGAACAACCUCUGUAGGCUUUGUAGUGUUUAUUCUGCCUGGUGUUUCUCACUCAUAACACAGUUACAGUUCACCUCAACAUUAAUAUGCGAGUGGCUCAGGGUGGAGUUUUCAUUUAGGUUAACAGUUUGCUACAUUAAAGAGAGCGAUGCGGCGGUGCUUUAGUCCUGUGUUCUGUAUUCAGCUCUCUCACCUCCUCAUCUGUAAACUCUGCUCAAAUAAACCAGCUUCAAAGCUUCGACUUUCGCUAACACCGCCAUCGCACUCACCGUCUCGUAGCCGAGCCGCAUCUCGUAGCCAUGCCGAGUCUCGUAGCCAAGCCGAGUCUCAUAGCUGCGGUGCAUUCUGGGACUUUGAGCUCUAAAGUGGCAGUGACUUCUACACUGGAACAUUGUGAUUGAGAAAAGAAGUAUUGUUUUUAACAGCGAAGCCUGACUGUGAACUUUUUUCUCCUAUUAAACUCCAUCGUAACUCCAUUUCUCAC
Ictalurus furcatus (blue catfish) is the source of this 4959-nucleotide messenger RNA. RefSeq names its product coronin 2Aa (gene coro2aa). Gene Ontology annotation, molecular function: actin filament binding. Bases 1666 to 3237 code for a protein of 523 amino acids. Gene Ontology annotation, biological process: actin filament organization. NCBI's taxonomy places the organism in Eukaryota, Metazoa, Chordata, Actinopteri, Siluriformes, Ictaluridae. The record is from RefSeq and is a predicted model, not a curated record. The transcript has 13 exons.